AUGGCGGGUUUUAGCUCACUUUUUCUCUGUCAGAAGCUCGUGUACUUAGUUCAUGCCGUUAUCGGAUUUGUUUUCUCCAGCGUUUUCAGGAUUAGGCUGAAAGCAGCACAGGAGAGUGGUGUAUUGGACAAGGACGGUAAGAAAAUUGAUUUUCUCGAACCAGAAGAUGGCGCUGAGUGUGGGGAUUUUGGUGUUCGGUCCGAGGAAGAAGAUGAACCAGAGGAGAUAUGUUUGAAGUUCAAGUUUCCGACUUUUGAGGAGUUCAGCAAAACCCAUGAAGGAAUAGGUAAUUACAGCAAAUUCGAGCCGGCCAUUGUUGAUGAGAUUGAGGAUUUUGUCGUGAAGGAGGAAAUUGAUGGUACAGGGGAGUUUAUUACUGAUGGAAAUUUCGAUGAGGAAUUUGAUCGAACAUGUGGUGGGCAUGAGGAAGGAGAAGAAAUUCUGGUAGUUGACCGCGAUGAAAACGAGAAAACUGUGGCGAAAAUUGAAUUUCAAGAAACUUCGGAUGAGGAAUUUGAUCUAACAGGUGAGAAAGGAGAAAACAUUCAGGUAGAAUCUGGGGCAAACAUUGAAUUUCAAGAAAAUUCAGAAAGUAAGGUGCAAACAAUUGUUCAGGAGGAUGAGCUAACUGAUGAUGAUGAAAAUCACUUAUCAUCUGAUAAAAUUUCUAUGAUAGCCGAUUCCGAUUCUGAUUCGGACUCCACGAGUUUCGAGCACAUACGUUCGGUUAUGACCCGUUUGGUGGGCCCACAAACCGACGGUUUCCUAUCGGACGGCGAUUUCGGAGUCGAACCACCGGAAAGCGAAAACGAGAAAACCGAAACUUUUAGCGAAUUGUCGAUUUUCGACGAAAAUCAAGACUCGUCCGAUGAUUUCUCGGACGAGGAUAGCGACAUAAUGGAUGAGCUCGCGAAAUUGGAAGAAGAUAGCGAUUCGAAAAAUCUCGAUACCUCGAGCUCGGGUUUCUUGAGCUUCGAUGAUUUUAACGAUAAGUUUGAAACAAAUGGAGAUGAGAAAGUUGAAAAAUCGAGCACGAAUGAUUUUUCCGAGGAUGAGGAGGAGCUCGAGUCGUUGUGGGAGCAUCAAGAGUUGAUCGAGCAGCUAAAAAUGGAGCUCAAGAAGGUUCGUGCCACGGGCCUACCCACAAUUCUAGAAGAAUCCGAGUCGCCCAAGUUGAUGGACGAUUUGAAGCCGUGGAAAAUCGACGAGUUCCAACGGGAAAAAAACUGCUCGGCCGGGCUCCACAAGUUUUACAAGAGCUACCGGGAGAAGAUGCGAAAAUUCGACAUCAUCAACUAUCAGAAGAUGUACGCCAUGGGCUUUCUGCAACUCAAAGACCCGAUGAAAUCAGUCUCGACCCAUAAACCGUCCCCACCGACCCUAAAAUCGCUCGUCUCGCAAAACCUCUGGCUGUUCAAACACAAAAUCCACGGCACGGACCCCAUGAAAAAGUUCGUGCAGGAGCUUCAGGGCGAUUUAGAGGCCGUGUACGUGGGCCAGACGAGCCUCUCGUGGGAGUUUUUGCAUUGGCAAUACGAAAAAGUCCUCGACCUUUGGGAAUCGGAUCCAAGUGGGGCCCGCACGUACAACGAGGUGGCGGGCGAGUUUCAACAGUUCCAAGUGCUCGUGCAGAGGUUCUUGGAAGACGAGCCUUUUCAGGGUCCGAGGGUGCAGAAUUACGUCAAGACUCGAUGUGCCGUUCGAAAUCUCCUCCAAGUUCCCAUCAUAAGAGAGGACAAAAGGAAGGUUAGGACAAAAGCUACGGGCGAAUAUUUCAUCACGACCGAAAUGCUGGUCGAGACGGUGGAGGAAUCUAUACGUAUAUUUUGGAGAUUUGUUCGGGCUGAUAAAGAUUGCUCGAUAGCUUCACUCAACAAUGGUCAUAAAAGAACUCCCGAGCUUCUGAGCACAGAAGACCUCGAGUUAUUUGCGGAGCUCAAAAGAAGUCUUCUAAAGAAAGAGAGGAAGAUAAAGGAUAUCUUGCGGAGUGAAAACUGCAUUCUGAGGAAAUUCAGGCAGUGCAGGGAAGAUGACUCCUCGGAAGAUCAAGUUCUCUAUUUUUUCUCGCAAGUGGAUAUGAAGUUAGUUUGUCGGGUUUUGAACAUGUCGAAAAUAACGAGGGAACAACUGAUUUGGUGUCGUAACAAGCUAAAUAGGAUUAGUUUUGUAAAUAGGAGAAUACAUGUCGAACCCGCUUUCUUGCUCUUCCCCUGCUGA
Messenger RNA from Striga hermonthica, 2217 nucleotides. NCBI's taxonomy places the organism in Eukaryota, Viridiplantae, Streptophyta, Magnoliopsida, Lamiales, Orobanchaceae. The record is from the annotation of a GenBank genome assembly.